Molecule: messenger RNA, 1397 nt
Organism: Pyrus x bretschneideri (Chinese white pear)
Lineage: Eukaryota; Viridiplantae; Streptophyta; Magnoliopsida; Rosales; Rosaceae
Product: G-type lectin S-receptor-like serine/threonine-protein kinase At1g67520
Exons: 6
Biological process (GO): protein phosphorylation
Molecular function (GO): ATP binding; protein kinase activity
Source: RefSeq, a predicted model, not a curated record
UGUCUUGUGGCAUGGCUACAUGUGUGAUGAUGAAGAACUCAAUUUUCUUGAUCAUUUUUGCAUGCUUGUGGGCUUGUCAUGAUGCAAGGGACACAUUGGCACCGGGGGACACACUUGAUUCCUUGAGUUCCUUAGAAUCUGCAUCGGCAAAGUUCACCUUGUCUUUCGUUGAGCAACUGUAUUCCAACUUCACCUAUUUGGUCAUCCGCCGCAAUAAAUACAACCCAAACAAAGCUUGGAUUGGCAACAGAAACAGACCUAUUUCAUCAUCUUCAUCUCCACUUCUUACCUUGGAUUGGAAUUACACAUUGAAGAUUACUCAAACGGGUGAAGAUCCAAUUGUCAUUUGCUCUGCUCCACAAACUAGUAAUGGUACUAGUAGCGGUGUUGUGGCUACCCUUUUAGAUUCUGGCAAUCUUGUACUGCAAGAAAUGAAUGGAUCGAGGGUUUUUUGGCAAAGUUUUGAUUAUCCAGGAGACACAUUUUUACCGGGUGAUCAGAGUCUUGAACCAGAAUGGGUGCUAUACAGUAGUGGGAUACUUCAGGAAUAUGAAGGACGGAUGGAUAUUGUACAAGCACAGAACUGUGACGGCUAUGACACCGGUGGAGGGUGCGUCCGAAGGUUCCAGUCAACGAAAUCCUCUGGCACAAAAAUUGAUAAAUGGGUUUGGAUUGGCACUUCUAUAGCUGCUGCUCUAGUGCUUUGCACCGCGUACUAUCUAAUUCGACGAAGAAGAUCAGCCCUUGCAUCAGCUGGUGAGAACCGGACAGAGAUUGAGAACGAAAUGCUUAACUUCAUGAAAUCUAAUCGACCUACUGAUGAUGUUAAUGGUCUCCAAAAUGAUGGAAAGAUAGGACAUCAUGAUUUAAGCGUUUUUAGCUAUUCAACCAUCUUGGCUGCCACAAGCAACUUUGCUGAAGAAAACAAGCUAGGAGAAGGAGGGUUUGGACCGGUUUAUAAGGGGAAAUUGGCGAUGGGACAAGAAAUAGCUGUGAAGAGGCUUUCGAAAUGUUCAGGGCAAGGAACAUCAGAAUUCAAGAAUGAACUGAUACUUAUAUAUGAACUCCAACAUCGAAACCUGGUUCAGCUUUUCGGAUUUUGCAUUCAUGGCGAAGAGAUGAUGUUGAUAUAUGAGUAUCUGCAGAACAAAAGUUUGGACCACUUUUUAUUUGAUCCAACCAGAGGUCUACUACUAGAUUGGAAGAAGCGUUUAAGCAUUCUCGAAGGAAUUGCUCAAGGGUUGCUUUACCUGCACAAAUAUUCAAGAAAGAAAGUAAUUCAUAGAGAUUUAAAAGCUAGUAACAUACUACUUGAUGAAAACAUGAACCCAAAAAUUUCAGAUUUUGGUCUGGCAAGGAUUUUCACCCAAAAUGAAUUGGAAGCAAACACUAGCAAG